Arabidopsis thaliana (thale cress) is the source of this 1571-nucleotide messenger RNA. It is a transcript of the gene ALD1, whose product is annotated as AGD2-like defense response protein 1. The record is from RefSeq and is marked reviewed. Gene Ontology annotation, biological process: systemic acquired resistance, salicylic acid mediated signaling pathway. The transcript has 10 exons. Gene Ontology annotation, molecular function: pyridoxal phosphate binding; transaminase activity. Gene Ontology annotation, cellular component: chloroplast. Lineage: Eukaryota; Viridiplantae; Streptophyta; Magnoliopsida; Brassicales; Brassicaceae. The coding region runs from base 73 to 1443 and encodes 456 amino acids.
CACAUAUCAGAUCAGAUUGUAUCAUUAUUGUCUACAUAUCUUUUUGAAGCCGUCAUAACUUGCAAGUAAAGAAUGGUCAGUCUAAUGUUCUUUAGUUCGGCCUCACCUUUAUGCUCUUCUCCAUCAAAAAUUCCCAAGGCUAGUUUGGACUUCGAGAUGAAGAAACUUGGUGGCAGCACAAAACUUGUUCGGAACGUGAAUUUGGAGAAACUAAAGAACAAUUAUUUGUUUCCUGAAAUCAACAGACGUGAACUUGAGCACAUUGAAAAGCAUCCAAAUGUACAAUUGAUAAGCCUUGGGACUGGUGAUACAACAGAGCCUAUUCCAGAGCAAAUAACCUCACAUAUGUCUAACUUCGCACAUGGCCUAUCGACCGUAGAAGGAUAUAGAGGGUAUGGGUUGGAACAAGGAAAUAAGACCCUGCGAAAAGCUAUUGCUGAAACGUUUUAUAGAGAUUUGCACGUAAAAAGCAAUGAAGUUUUUGUAUCAGAUGGUGCACAAAGUGAUAUUUCUCGUCUUCAGCUACUCUUAGGCUCCAACGUCACAAUUGCUGUGCAAGAUCCUACCUUCCCGGCUUACAUAGAUUCAAGUGUGAUAAUCGGUCAGACUGGUCAUUUCCAUGAAAAAACCAAGAAGUACCAAAAUGUUGUUUACAUGCCAUGUGGGCCUAACAAUAGUUUCUUCCCUGAUCUGGCUAUGACCCCAAGGACCGAUGUCAUCUUCUUUUGUUCUCCUAAUAACCCUACUGGUUAUGUUGCAUCCAGAAAACAACUACAUCAACUAGUUGAUUUUGCAAAGACCAAUGGGUCCAUUAUUAUAUUUGACUCCGCAUAUGCUGCUUUUAUCGAAGAUGGUAGUCCACGUUCUAUAUAUGAAAUUCCUGGUGCUAGAGAGGUCGCGAUUGAAGUUUCAUCAUUCUCUAAGUUUGCGGGUUUCACCGGUGUUCGGCUUGGUUGGUCUAUCAUCCCUGAUGAGCUCUUGUACUCUAAUGGUUUUCCCAUUAUCAACGAUUUCCAUCGUAUUGUGACCACUUCCUUCAACGGAGCUUCAAAUAUUGCUCAGGCUGGUGGAUUGGCAUGCCUUUCUUCUGGUGGCCUUAAGGAGAUACGGUCGGUGAACAACUACUACAAAGAGAACAGGAAGAUACUGAUGGACACUCUAGUCUCGCUUGGCCUCAAGGUUUAUGGUGGUGUAAAUGCUCCAUACUUGUGGGUUCACUUUAAGGGAUCAAAAUCGUGGGACGUUUUUAAUGAGAUUCUUGAAAACACUCAUAUAAUAACAGUACCAGGCUCAGGUUUUGGACCCGGUGGAGAAGAGUAUUUGAGGAUUAGUGGGUUUGGACGCAGAGAUCACAUUGUUGAAGCAUCAAAGAGGUUGCAGAAUUUCUUUAACACACGAACCAAACAUUUUACUUAUCUCUCUUCCACUUCUAAUACCAAUUAGGAUAAAUACAUCUCGUGUUAUGUGCAUCGUCUUGAAUAAUUUCUUCCACCUCUUGUACCAUAAUGUAUAUUAUUGAAAUAAUAAAAGCUACGAGACCAUGGACCAUGGUAGUGUUUUUCAUAAUCGUA